Molecule: messenger RNA, 793 nt
Organism: Prosopis cineraria
Lineage: Eukaryota; Viridiplantae; Streptophyta; Magnoliopsida; Fabales; Fabaceae
Exons: 3
Coding region: 1-399 (132 amino acids)
Source: RefSeq, a predicted model, not a curated record
AUGGACCAAAUCGAAUUGGUGCUCAAGCUUCUAGAAGAAGAUGAAGAAGAAAAGAACCAAGAGUGGCUGGUGAACUUGUUAGAAUUGCUGAUUGGUGAUGGAGAAAGCCCAUUUUUGAAGAACAUUUCAAGAUGUUUAGCCUCUAGAUACCUAGAUUUGGUGAAGGUGUGCUUAUUAACAGUUACAUGGCUUAGCUCCAGACUUCCUGUACUAAAUAACUCUGGAUCUCCCCUUCCUGCAUUCUCUGCCAUCAUCUAUCAGAUGAAAGGAAUCCUGCAAAGUGCCGAUUUGGAGCUCAAGACUCUUGCGUCUUUAUCCUUGUUUUCAUUUCAGCAAGAUAUCAGAAAGCAGGGCCCUUUUGAUGAGUAUGGCAGAAGAUAUUGUUACACCUCUUCAUAGUCUUAUUGAUGUAACAUGGACUGCAAGGAAGUUGCUUGACAUGUUAGGGAAGGAUUUGUAGUCUUAAGGAACCAAAUACCAAAUGCUUAUCUCUACAAAUUCUCAAAGAUCCAAUUCUGGUGAUAUCAACUUUUUUUUCUUUUGAGCCUUGUUAAGAGGAGUAAAGGAAGGUCAAAGAGAACACUUUUAAAAAUUGUUGAUUAAGAUAUUUUAGUUAACAUUAUGUCUAAAAGCUUGGUAUAUGAUAGAUCACAAUAGCGUCAUAUAAUCUACGUAGCCGCCCCACCUAAUGGGAUAAGGCUUGUUGUUGUAUCAACUUCGUUUCUUUUGCUUUUAACAUAUGUAGGCUGCAUCAGACAGGACUUGGAAGUGCAUUUAUGGACACACACACACA